Molecule: messenger RNA, 477 nt
Organism: Chaetura pelagica (chimney swift)
Lineage: Eukaryota; Metazoa; Chordata; Aves; Apodiformes; Apodidae
Gene: ITGB3BP
Product: integrin beta 3 binding protein (beta3-endonexin)
Exons: 7
Coding region: 1-477 (158 amino acids)
Biological process (GO): CENP-A containing chromatin assembly; regulation of DNA-templated transcription
Cellular component (GO): nucleoplasm
Source: RefSeq, a predicted model, not a curated record
AUGGCUUGGUGGGCACCUGACAGCCAGCCACCUGAUGCAACACCUUUGAAGAGCAAAAAGAAAAGCCUAAACUCUUACUCACCAACAACAGGAACAUGCCAAAUCAGUCCAUUUUCAUCUCCCACGAGUCAUCAUGCACAGACUCUCAGAAAUCGCCCAUCAAAUGGAGCCAGCACUGAGCAGAUGAAGUCAGAAAGCAGCUUAUCCAGGAGAGGGCAGCCUCAAACAGAGGAGGAUGAGUUCAUGGAAUUGCAGUCCAAAGUGAAAAGUUCCUUGGCUACAUUUCUGAAAAUGAGAGCAAAGCUAACAAGCCUACAGGCUUUAGAGGGCAGUGGUGAGCUUGGAAAUACUCCUGUUGUCUCAGACGUGUCUUGCGACUUGAGGGCUGAAGUGCAGAAAACCCAAGAGCUAAUGAGGCAAGCAGAAGAACUGCAGUUGUUGAAAAGAAACCAUGGAAAACUUCCUGCCCCAGUAUAA